Micropterus dolomieu (smallmouth bass) is the source of this 10828-nucleotide messenger RNA. It is a transcript of the gene hivep2a, whose product is annotated as HIVEP zinc finger 2a. Gene Ontology annotation, cellular component: nucleus. Gene Ontology annotation, biological process: regulation of transcription by RNA polymerase II. The transcript has 18 exons. Lineage: Eukaryota; Metazoa; Chordata; Actinopteri; Centrarchiformes; Centrarchidae. The record is from RefSeq and is a predicted model, not a curated record. Gene Ontology annotation, molecular function: DNA-binding transcription factor activity, RNA polymerase II-specific; RNA polymerase II cis-regulatory region sequence-specific DNA binding. The coding region runs from base 892 to 8337 and encodes 2481 amino acids.
UUACUGUCUGUCUGACUGCAGUAGGCUAGUUGAGCUCCGGCAGCAGAAAUCCGGUCGGAAAGGAUUCCUUCCAUUUUUACGCGCAACUUUUCCUCCGUCGGCCGCCUCGCCGCGACGUUUCCACCGCUCUCUUUCGACUGUUGUGGAUUUCUAACAACCGCCUCUUGGCUGUUUCUAACGGACAUUCAGCGAGGUGUCAAGCCCGCCCGGAAUCGGAUCUCCUGUCACCGGGGUUGCUUGUUGUCAUUAUCGCACGGAGACGCGCAGCCGGAGCGCUAACAGAAGGGGCUGUGACCAGGACUGGACCAGAGGACAAACACCAGUAUGGCCCCGUGAGGACACCUUCUGUCGAGACUCCUGCCGAAACCAAAACUGAGCACGUGUAGACCAACAGAGUCAAGUGUGGAACACGUCAGUGCUUUGGAUCCCAAUCUGUACUGGUGUCGAGGGCCUUUUCGGAGUUCUUCAGGAGAAGAAAUUAUCAAUGUUUCAGGUCUUUUGGUGAGACAACUGGAUGACUUGGGAAGCUACAGAAAGAGGAAGAAAAAUCACUCAAGGAUUGUUCUGCCUUUAGAUGAACUGGACAGAAAAACAACACACAGCAACAUUAGUGUGUUUACAAAAUGGCUAAAGGAGAGAAACAUUUCUGAUGUUAUCCACUAAGGUUCCCCUUUCAUUUUCACUUCCUGAUACAUGUUUCCAGUCUGGCUUUACAAUCGGUCUAUUUCAGCGAUGGACGGGUACUUCCUUUAUCUGUGAACUUGUCGGCACCCACAAAGGUUCAGCUAUCAUGCCUGGUAGUUUUGGGACCUUGUAACCCUCCAGAACCUACCCUCCCAACUCCCCCACCAUCCCCUUGAUCCUCCCUCUUCUAAUCCGCAGAAGAGCUUCAUGAAAAUGGAGGCUCGUGAAUCAGCGGCCCCUGGGCAGAAGUGCUCAAAUAAAGAACCAGUGAAGGAGAAGAUGCCACUGCAAAGAAAGUGGGUAUCCGAGCCAUCUGCACACACCAAACGAAGCACUUUUGCUGACCCAGAGGCAAAACACCGUGAGAGUUUGCCGUGUGGUGCCACCGGGGGAUCAGCACCCCAGCAGAAGUACGCAUUUACAGGAAAUUCUGGAAAGCUGCUAUCUGGACCCUCUGCAGUUGGGGCCAUAGGUCCACCAUCUCAAGACCCCCAAGGGCCCUUUGCUCAGGGAUUCCCAAGGGGAUACUCCUACCAGCUGGGCCAACCGUACCCUCAGCACCCCCAAACUGAGCGCUUCCACUCAGGAGCCAAACCCCAGCCAGGUCUAGAGCCUCAUGCCUGGCCAUUUGCUGGCCAGUUGCCCUCGGAUGACCUGUACCCUGUAGGACACCCAGGACAUACUCACCCUCACGGGGCUGGGGCAGGGAGGUUUCCCCGCCAGAAAUCUCCCAGUUUACCAAGCUCCUUCGGACAGUAUUCUCAGUCAGGCCCUGAGCCUGGAGAGGAGGGCUACAGCAAAAAAGAGCAGAAACCGAAAAAGCCUGGUAAGUACAUCUGUCACUAUUGUGGUCGUGCUUGCGCCAAGCCCAGCGUCCUGAAGAAGCACAUCCGUUCACAUACUGGAGAAAGGCCAUAUCCUUGUGUACCCUGUGGCUUUUCCUUCAAAACCAAGAGCAACCUUUACAAGCAUCGCAAGUCCCAUGCUCAUGCCAUCAAGGCUGGACUCGUACCAUUUUCAGAGCUAGCUGUGGCCCGCAGUGGGGACAUGGACCAGGCAUCCCCAGUGGGUGAAGCCGAGGUCCACUCAGAUGGAGAGCAGAGUACUGACACAGAUGAGGAAGGUGUGGAGGGCUCCACUAUGCUGACUGACAAAGGCAGCCCUAUCCCACAGAUCUCCUUUGAAGCUGACAAGAAUACAGGUGGUGUGGAACCAGCAUACGCUGACUCAGCUGAAGAGCUGCCUGUGGCGUCUAUGAAAGUGCCUAUCCUUAUUGUCCCCAAACCUGGGGGAGUCCCCUCUACAGGGAUGGAGUGCCCACCCUUUCAGGACAUAAAGCACCACAUGUUGGCAUCACAGCCUGGCGGAAGAGCGCAUUCACUGGAUGAUUCUCCCACCAUCAAACAACGUUUGGCCCUGAGGCUGAAUGAGAAAAGAGGCCAAGACUCUGACUCUGCCAUGUCCCAAUCUCUGAAUCUCCUCAGUCCUCACAGCAAAGGCAGCACAGACUCUGGCUACUUUUCACGCUCUGAGAGUGCAGAACAGCAAGUCAGCCCUCCAAAUACUAAUGUCAAGACGUACGAAGAGAUUAUGUUCGGUCGGACUUGGUACUACCGACCCAAUUCCAGGUCCACAAUCCACAGACAGUCUAUCACGGUGGGCAUGGCAGGGGCAGACCUGGCUUGCUUAAAGCAAUCAGGUGCUAUCCUGGACAUGGCAAAGAUAUCUGAGGAUCAUAUCUGUUUCAGAGGGGAUGUAGGAGUCUCUGGAGAUCCCAAGCAGUAUCCAACAGGACCCUGUCAAAGUAGUACAGGGCUUCUGGAGCCUCCAUCAGAUUCUGGGCCCCUUAUUAGGAGUAACUCCAUGCCAACUUCCUCCCCUCCUAACCUUAGUGUCCCACCAGAGAUUCGAACCAGCCACUCCUUUGAUGAGAUGAUGACAUCAGAUGAUGUGUUUUACCCACCUCGCAGACUCAGAAGACAGGCUGCAUUUGAACAUUCAGCCAAUGAAUCCCAUGUAGGAGAGGCUGAGGGCUAUGGACACAAGAAUUUAGCUUCAUCUCUGGGUAUAAAGAUUAGUGAGCGCAGCCCAGGAGUCCUAGAGCACAUUGCCUACAGCCCAUAUGGUACUAAAGUUAGCAUGUCAGAAAUAGCCACAAGAAAAAGGAGGAAAGAGAAGAGUGUUGGGGAUGAAGAGGACAGCCCUGGGCACUGUGACAGUAGCUGUAGUGGUUCAGUGGAGAUGGCAGGGGACUAUGAGUUUAAACAAGGUAGUCUUGAUGGAUCUAGAGCCACCCCGACAGGGAAGGGUUCUCUUCACAGUGCUCACAGCCAGUCUGACAGCUUUGAUACUUGUGCCAGCAUGUGCUCUGAGGACAUCGCACUGUUUCCUGACUCUGAGGGCAGGAAGGCAGCUGGGAACGUCAUAUCAGUCAUCCAGCACACCAACUCCCUCAGCCGGCCAAAUUCCUUUGAGAAGUCAGAGUCCUUUGAGCAGCUAGGAUAUCAACCUUCAGAUAAAGCUCCAUCUAGCCAGUACUCUGAGCAGUCGGACACAGAGAUCUUUGAAGAUGCUCUGAGUCCUGAAUCUGCCCUACUGAGGACAGAGAGCAUGGAGCAGCAGCUGCAAAGUGACAGCGACGUGGCCUCCCUUUCAUCUUCGUCAGCUGCUGCCUCACCUGGUCAGCCUUAUCACAUCCCACACAAACUAGUACGACAACCGAACAUCCAAGUUCCUGAGAUCAGGGUGACGGAGGAGCCAGACAAGCCUGAGAAAGACACAGAAACUCCAAUGACCAAGGAACCAGAGAAGCAGCAACAGCAUGUGGAGGAGUUCCAGUUGCCACAGAGGAGUGACACACUCUCUCAGAUGCCAUCAGAAAAGCUCCCACCCAAGAAGAAGAGGCUGCGCCUUGCGGACAUGGAGCACUCAUCUGGGGAAUCAAGCUUUGAGUCGACCUGCACCAGCCUUUCUCGCAGCCCCAGUCAGGAAAGCAACCUGUCCCACUCUUCUUCUUUCUCCAUGUCCUUUGACAGAGAUGAAGGCCUCAAGUCUGCCUCACCCACCAAACAGGAUGACUCGUUGGCAUCUGGUGGUGGACCUAAGCAGUCUGAGUUCCUGACGGUGCCUGGCAGUGGUCAUUCCAGCCACCACCAGCAGAGGGAGAUGAGGAGGUCUUCAUCGGAGCAGGCACCAUGCACGCUGCCCACAGAGUUGCCUGAAAUGCGAAGCAAAUCCUUUGACUAUGGAAGUUUGUCCUCCUCCAGACAAGGAGAGAUAUACUCCAGUGCCUCUGCAAUGAAGGAACGCCGGCGUGGAUAUCUUGUCCGACAGGCUUCACUGAGUGUUUAUCCAGAGGCAGUCACCCAGGAACCAGCGGUUGCUGAGAUGUCAAUAAAACAGGAGAGUUUGGAACAUGGGGCAUGGCCUGGCCCAACAGGAUCGCCCCACGGCAGCAGUGAUGUACCGUGUAGAACUAAGAGGGUUGGCAGCAGCAUUGGUGUAGGAUCUCACCAACACCAACAGCACCACCAGCAUCUCCUACAGCAGAGUAUCAGUGAGGAUAGUCUGCAGGACGAACCUCUCUAUGUCAGGUCCCAGCAGCAUCGCUUGCAGGCCCAGGGCUCUUCAUCUGAGGGAGAACAUCCAGGUCAUGAGGUCAUGAACAAGGAGGUAAUCCAGCAGUACCAGAGUGCCCCCCCUUUCCUUUCCUUCCAGCAACCGGGUCUGUUCUGGAGCCAGGAGGCUGGCCAGACACCCAGACAGCAGCUGACCCUCCAGGCCCAGCAGCAACUCCAAAAACUCCACAUCAGAUCACCAGGCAACCUGCCUGGACAUGCACUCCACAAACAACAACCGCUCCACUCCUUGCAGCAAAUCCAUGAUCAACAGUCGUAUGAUGGAAAAUCAGAAAAUCAAAGCUCUCACAUAUACCCUGUCUCUUUCUCAUCUCGCACAUCUCCCCUGUCCCAGCAACAGCAGCAAAACUUUGCCUCUCUCUCCUCCAAGCACUCCCUGCCCAGCUCCACCUCCAGCCCCAUUCUUCUGCAGCAGAUUCAGCCUGUGUUUGCCACCCAGAAUCUGGGCUCCCAAGCCUCCAUGCCCGGUAUGCUGGUUCCUGUGCGGAUCCAUACCCAUGUGCCAUCAUUUGGUAGUGUUAUGUACACCAGUGUUAGCCAACUGAUAGCUACCCAGGGCAGUGGAGCACAAGGGAUAGGCUCAGCCAGACCAGGCAGUGCUGACAACAGCAACAUGUUUCCUCCAGGUGGUGUUGUAAGUGUCAGCAAAGCACCUGGAGGAAUUGGAGGAGGCAUAAGUGGGGCAGGUUUCAACCUAUCACACUUUCUGGGACAGACUGAUGGCGCGGUGCCACGCUACCCACUCUGGAAGGUUCCAGAUUCACUGCCAGAGCAACGCCUGAACACAGGGAUCCCACUGUCACUAACAUCAGGCACCAUAUCCACCACAGAUGCCUCUGGAUCUGGCAUUGGAGGCAGCAAGCGCAUGCUUUCCCCUGCCAGCUCUCUGGAGCUCUUCAUUGAGACUAAACAGCAGAAAAGAGUGAAGGAGGAGAGGAUGUAUGGACAGAUUGUUAAGGAGAUGAGUGCCGUGGAGCUAAGUGGAACUGAAAGCAGAGAGAAGGGGCAGGGUAGAGUUCAGCGAGCUCGGCUGAAGAGCGAAGGCUCCAUGAAUGAUUCUGAAAGGAUGUCCUCCUCUCCUCCUUUAACUGACUUCCCAGUUGCCACCAAGAUUGCCAUUCCUGUCCGCUCCUCUGCCCCCCACCUCCCUGAUGUACCCCGAGUGGAUAGCUUCACACCUCCUCUUCAGAUUGUCACAGACCAUUCCUCAGUUUCGGGUGGCCGGGACUCCCCAGAGGAGCUUGACGUGGACGAUUCAGUCCCAGAGCCCAACGGCAGCCCCCAAUCCAUGGUUUCCUCCAAUGAUGCAGAAGACACUGACGACACAAAGCAGCCUACACCAAGUAAAAUCCCUGUCAGCAUGCUGGUUCAGCAAGCUGCCAACCAAAGCACAGGAUUAUCCGGAGCAGUCGGCCAGACUCUGCUACUCACAGAUGUGGCCGAUGUCCAGCAGUUUUUCCAGUUCCCUAGCCUGCGUACCAUGAGCAGAGUGAGCUGGUGUUUCCUGAACUACACCAAACCCAACAGCACCCAAGCUGCCUUGCAUAGCUCCGUCUACAGCUCAUGGUGUGUAAGCUCAUACAACCCCAAUCCCUUGAACCUCAGCACCAAGUCUGCGCUGGCCCUGCUGAGGUCCAAACAGAGGAGAAACACUGAUUCAAUGUACACAACUGCAGCCAUGUCACCACCCAGCUCUGGGAAACUGGUGUCGUCUGUGGCCUGGAAGCUGAGGUUUGAUCAGUUGAAGCCAGAGCUGAUGCCAGUUGAUGUCAGUAAUUUUGGGAGGAAGAUGAAAGGAGUGGUAUCGUGGGACCGUUCAAAAGAGGAGCAGGUAGAGAAGGAGGUCUCAGUCAAACAGCCUGCCAAUGAACCAACUCGCAUCAAGAUCUUUGAAGGCGGGUACAAAUCCAACGAGGACUAUGUUUACGUUCGUGGUCGUGGUCGAGGGAAAUACAUCUGCGAGGAGUGUGGCAUCCGCUGUAAGAAACCCAGCAUGCUGAAGAAACACAUCCGAACGCAUACCGACGUCCGGCCGUACGUCUGCAAGUUCUGCAACUUUGCCUUCAAAACGAAAGGAAACCUGACGAAGCACAUGAAGUCUAAGGCUCAUAUGAAAAAGUGUCUGGAGUUGGGAGUCUCCAUGUCUUCUGUUGAGGACAAUGAGGCAGAUGAAGGAGAUGUUGGAGAUGAAGGCCAGAGGUCUGAAAAGAUGUCCAGAGGUGCCAUGGCCAACCACCAGUUCUCAGAUGCAGACGACUCUGAUGGUGGAGAGGAAGACGGCGAUGAGGUGGAUGAUGAAGAAGACGAAGAGGAUGACUAUGAUGGCGACUCCACUCCAAAGACCCGUUCACGCUCCACCAGCCCGCAGCCUUACAGCCUGCCCUCCAUGUCAAUCACAGCUGUGGCCUCUUCCCACCCUGCUCCUCACCUUUCUCAUCAUCCAGCGUCUGACCUCCUCGGCAACACCAACAAGCCUCCGCUGUUUGGCUACUUCACCACCGUGCCGAGUAUCCAGAUCACACCGCAGGCUCCGCCCAGUGACCCGGCCGGGAGGGAGCGCAGUCAGGCAGAGUACCAGCGAAGCCUGCAGCGGGCGCUGGGUGGCAAGCUACUGGUUCCACCCUCCUCCUCCAUGGAUGAAGACCUCCCCGUCCCCUCCCCAGACCUCUCCUCCCCCUCCUCCCGCCUGUCCUCGCCCGGGCUGGACCACUCCGGCUGCCCGUCCCCCAUUUCUCCUUCAUCCUCACCUUCAGCCCACCGAUACCUCUCCCCACGCCGCGACCUCUCGCCCCACGCCGGACACCUCUCACCCCGGCGGGACAUCUCUCCUCUGCGUCACAUCUCCCCCAAGAGGGACCUGGGGGUAUCAGGGGGAUACAGACGAGACCUCUCCCCCAGGAGGGGACACCUCUCGCUGCUCUCCCCACUCUCUCGGCCUACGUCUCCAGCAGGGAGAGACUACAAGCGCGACCUUUCACCACGAGGCCGCCACAAAGGGAUGAUCCGGCCUGUUUCUCCUCGCCGAGGGCUCCACCAACACCUCCACCACCAGAGCCAGCAGAGUGGAUUGCGGGGCCUCAGGGCAGGUCACCAGGCCGGGGUGUUGGGUCAGGCAGAGCUGGACCCUCUGGGAUGUCGCAGAGGCAGCGCAGAGAUGGAGACGGAACAUCAUCAGGGUUCAAAGUCCCCAGGGGAACAGGACCAGAGCCGCAGUAACCAGUGCAGCCCACCUCACCAAGUCUUGUUCAGUCACCUUCCUCUCCAUUCUCAACUCCAGGUGCGUUCGCCGUUCCCAAUGAUCCCCAUCGGAGGGAUCCAGAUGGUGCACUCCGUCCCUACGUCCAUCACCACCCCUCUGGCCCAGCAGGGGGCGCAGCAGGUCACAUCCCGCCUGGUGCUGCAGAAGAGUACAUCAGAGGACUCCAACACCAGCGAGUCCACUGGCCCUCAUUUCGCCUCCUUCACUGAGAGGGGAGUUCGAGGAGGAGGAGUAGCAGGAGCAGGUGAGAGGCUGAGGGAGUUGAACUCACCUCAACCCUCAUCGCAGGAGAGGGAAGGAGGAGGAGUGAGGCAUGAGCAGGAAGAGAACAUCCACACCUGCACCAAAGCCAUUGCCUCGCUGUGCAUCGACUCGGAGGAGCUCGCCGAGAGAGGAGGUAGAGGGGAUAAAGGAAAAGAUGGAGGCAGAGCUUCUUCCUCCUCUUCCUCUCCUUCUGCGUUGUCCCCCAACUCCCAGCAACAGCAGCGCUCGCCAUCCAUCUCCAUGUCGCCGCCAUCUCCUCACCCCUCACCAUCUCCUCCACAAGGUCCCGGGAUUCAGCACUUUAGCGGCCUGGAGCUCAGGCCCCCUUACCCAUCAAUCCCCGCCUCCCCUCACUCCUCUUCCUCCUCCUCCUCCUCACAUCCUCCCAGCCCCGCAUCUGAAACCCUCCAGCCUCCAACAGCGUCCAAACCUCUCCAUCUGGAGAGAGAGAGGGAGGUAGAAAGCACAAAAAGAAGCAAAGAUGUGUCGUAGGGCUGCAGAAGAACAAGAGGAGCAGAAACGAUGGACGAUCGUUUUUUUUGUUUGUUUGUUUGUUUUUGGAUAAUAGGAAGGGAUGAAGUGCAACAGAGAGAGAAAAUACUUUUGCACACUUUACACACAUAUUCUUCUACUUCAGUUUAUAUACAUACACACUCUCUCUCUCACACAAACACACACAAACACAAUGCAUACAAAAAUAAACAGCUCUUGUCAAAAAAAAAGACUAAAACACAAAUGGACAGUUUGCAGUUUUAAAGUCUGUGUACAGCAUGCCUGCUCUAACCAGGGCCUGCUCUCAGAAACUUUCUUAUUUAAAGACUUUAAAGAGGAUCUGCAUACGGUUACACAUGUACGUUAACUCCUACCAACACAUGAGCCAGACCAAAAUCUGCUAUAAAAAAAGGACACUGGUUAAGCGGUACUUAAAAAAGAAAAAAAAGGAAAUCAGACAGCUAUGUGUGUGCCUUUUCUUUAAUCUUUUGUUUGUUUGUUUGUUUUGCUUAUAUUCUUAUAAGCAAACAAAACAGGAAGGAGGUAAAUGUAAAUACAAUACUAUCACGUUUUGCGUAUCAGCUUUGUAAUAAAUGCAAACCCCCCUUCCUCCUCCUUCUCCUCCUCCUCCUCCCCCACCUCCUGUGUUUCUUUUGUUCUUUGGACACCUUAAAGUCUCGACAAGCGAUGUGAAGUUAUGAAUAUUACUAUUACGUACGGUUGCACUAAAACAUAUUUUUAUAUGAGUGAAAUUUUAAAAAUGGCUUUUUUUGUGUACAGCAGCAAUUCUAUAAUACUAUUUAUUAUUGUUACCAUGUUUCAUAAAUUGUAAAUUUUUUCUUAAAUGUCGUGGAUGCCUUUUUCUAUGUCAAGCAUGGGGUUUUUUGCUAUCGCUUACAUUAGGGCGAGGAUAUGUACACUGUAAUAUGGCUUUAUAUGUUAGACCUAUUUAUAUACGUCUAAGUGAGCCUCCUCUGCUUGGAGGUAUAUACACAUAGAAGUAAGAUUUACCAGAAUAUUUACCCAGCAUAUGAAUACAUACAGUAUAUAAAAUCUAUCAACCUGUCUGUCUGUCUGUCUGUCUGUCUAUCUAUCUAUCCGCACUUAACAUUUAGAAUGACAUCCACAUUAAGGUUACGGUAGUUUGCUUGUACAUUUUCUCUGCUGCUCUUAGCCUGUCCCUGGUUGUGAUUUUUCUUGUUUUGUUUUGGUUUUUUUUUACAUACUUUCGUGGUAUUAUUUCUUGUUUUGAUUUUUAUGAGGCAUAGAUUUGCUCUUAGCAUUAAGUGAAUGAACAUGCCUUCUUGCACCGUGGCAUUCUGCUUAACUGUUGUUAAUUUUAAAGCCCACCGCACACACAGACACACACGCACACACACACACACACUCCUCCCCAACAGCGCCUCCAUCAGCGUUUGAGACAAAUAUUGAAGGAGGUAGCUCCACAUUAUGAAAAACAACUUUGCUUGAAUGAAUACAGUUUUAUUUGUCGGAUACCUGAACGGGGAAAACAUUCCAGUCCAUGUAAAUAUUCAGUCAACUCCCCUAAACACACAUAUACAUUUUCUUUUUUUUGGCAUUGACGCACACGUGGCCAUGGCAAUCAACCCACGAAACUCUUAUUUAAUGGUUUUACUUCUGGGGACACUUACACAAACACAUACACCAAACUCUCUGACAAAUGCACCUUAUAUUUCUUAGGAUCUCUGCUAUGAAAGUCCCAGCACUCUAGUCAGUUUCUUUUUUGCUGCAAACAUUGAUUGAAAUGGAAAGUGUUUAGGAGGAGAACUGCUCUGCGCUCUGAACCCCAAAAUUGUCUGGAAAAAAAUGAUAAUAAUAAUAAUAAUACAGUUAACAGGCGUGAUAUUGAGGCUUUCUGCACUGCUUUUUUGACCCUUCUGUGACCCCUCUUCCUCUCCUGGAUACUCUUUGUGUAGCUAAGCAAUAUUUAGCCAAAACUCUGCUCACCAGCAGGGAGUGUAUUUGUUGCAAGGCAACAAUUAGUGUACUUAAAAAUCCUAAAACCAGGAGAAGAAGGAUGCAGUUGGGGGUUGUGGUGAUUUCAGUGGCACAACUCUUUUCUCUUUUGACAGUUUUUGGGUGGAGUCGGGCAGGCUGCAAUGUGAGUGUGUAUCUCUGUAUUCUGUAUCGGUGUGUAUUCGACCAGUAUAUCCUCUUCUUACGACUUUUUUCUAUUUCGAUCCUCCCUCUGUUAUGUACACUUAUCAUGACGACAAUGAUGUCUUUAAAAAAAAAAAAAUCUCUUUCUCUCUUUCAAAGAUAUCAAAGCACAAGUCAUUGUUUAGAAAUGACAACAAUACAAAAAAAAAAGGACAAAAAAAAGGUAAACGUGCAUAUAAAAGGGUAACGUUUGUGAUGGUGUUCUGUGGAAUUAAUACAAAUAUCAUGUAUGAACCCAGUUGCAACAAGGAAUCGCAGUAGAAGUGGGAAAAAAUGGAUUGUUGUUUUCAAAUAAAUAUGAAUAGUAUAA